CACUCCAGCCUCAAUUAGCUCCCGGUGGAUGCCAGGUUUUCUCAUUGCCGACGCUGUUCUCGGCCCAGGCGCCCUUUGAUCUCCCCAGCGGCUACGGGCGCAGGCAGAGCCGAUGUCUUCUUCAGCUGUGCUCUAAUCCAGACCCCCGAGCGCAGUUCGGGGGGCGGCAGACUCCUUUCUUCAGCAAGCCAUGGAUGUCUUCUCACCAUCCCAGGUCUACUACGACAGAGCGUGUGCUUCAUCUCCAGACAGCCUGGAGUUCGGCCCCGGCAUGGAGCUCGCCGGCUCAGAGGAGGACGAACAUGUCAGGGUCCCCGGAGCCCCCCACCAACCGGGACACUGCCUCCAGUGGGCUUGCAAGGCCUGCAAGCGCAAGUCCAGCUUCGUGGACCGCAGACGGGCUGCCACCAUGCGCGAGCGCCGGCGGCUGAAGAAGGUCAACCACGCUUUCGAGGCAUUGCGGCGCUGCACCUCAGCCAACCCCAGCCAGCGUCUGCCUAAGGUGGAGAUCCUGCGCAACGCUAUCCAGUACAUCGAAAGCCUGCAGGACCUGCUACGAGAGCAGGUGGAAAACUACUACGGCCUACCUGGAGAGAGCAGCUCUGAGCCAGGGAGCCCGCUGUCCAGCUGCUCAGACGGCAUGGCUGGCAGCAACAGUCCAGCGUGGCAACAGUUGAAUGCAAACUACAGCAACAGCUAUUCAUAUGCAAAGAAUGAGAGUCCGGGCGACAAGGCAGCCGGAGCCUCCAGUCUCGAGUGCCUCUCCAGCAUUGUGGACCGCCUCUCCUCAGUGGAGUCCAGCUGUGGACCGGCUGCUCUGAGAGACGUGGCCACCUUCUCCCCCGGCAGCUCCGACUCGCAGCCCUGCACGCCGGAGAGCCCCGGGUCCAGGCCCGUAUACCACGUCCUGUGAAAGAGAGCCCCUCUUUGACGUGGGUGCGUCUGUCACAGGCAGUCGCUGUGCCUUUGCCAGACACCAGCCGCAUUUCUCAGCACGAAGAGAUAAGAACUAGUUUUGGGUAAAUCUGAAGGAGGCUCGGCAGAAUCUGACGACCUGUGGCAAGGAGCUUCUAUAUUGUACAUGAGACUGUAAAUAUGUAAUGUAAAUGCCCAUUUAUUCUAUACGUGCUGUUAUACCCAAUGAGACAUAUUUAAUGAUGACAGUUAAUGUAAUGUUGUAUUAUUCCAACAUUAAUUGGUAUUUAUGCAGUGGUAUUUCUUACUUUUCAUGUUGUUGUUGACAUUAAAUCUUUCUCUGA
Messenger RNA from Xiphias gladius (swordfish), 1259 nucleotides. RefSeq names its product myogenic factor 5 (gene myf5). Gene Ontology annotation, molecular function: protein dimerization activity; RNA polymerase II cis-regulatory region sequence-specific DNA binding; DNA-binding transcription factor activity, RNA polymerase II-specific. Gene Ontology annotation, biological process: muscle organ development; regulation of transcription by RNA polymerase II; positive regulation of myoblast differentiation. The coding region runs from base 191 to 913 and encodes 240 amino acids. The record is from RefSeq and is a predicted model, not a curated record. The transcript is spliced from 4 exons. NCBI's taxonomy places the organism in Eukaryota, Metazoa, Chordata, Actinopteri, Istiophoriformes, Xiphiidae.